Molecule: messenger RNA, 1835 nt
Organism: Ectocarpus sp. CCAP 1310/34
Lineage: Eukaryota; Phaeophyceae; Ectocarpales; Ectocarpaceae
Source: the annotation of a GenBank genome assembly
AUGAUCAUCAUUGAGCGGCAAGACGGCGAGGGUGAUGCCGAUGACAACGGAGCACUGCAAUAUCAGAGGCUUGUGCCCAGAAACGAGGACUUACCCAUAUACAGUCUCGCGGAGUUCAACGAAAAGGUGGGGAUCGUUGUUUGGGGGGCUGCCUUCCCUAGUCCGUUGAAAUACUCGGUGCGAACAUUCGGUUCGAUCGCCCUUCCUCCCUUCGCCUUGGCUCGCAAGGUACUGAACGGCCAGAGCUGGUUGCUCGUGGACGACGCUAUCCUGGACGUGCCCGAGUUCGCGGCCCGGCACCCGGGGGGCUGGCGCCUCAUCAUCAACGCCCCGGGCACCGACGUGACCGACGAGCUCCUCGGCGAAGACAUGUCUGUGGGGCACGCCAUGUCCUUCUCUCCGAAUGUUCACAGCGAGGUUAGCCAGAUUGUCGUGUUUGUCGUCAGAGCCUGGACUAUCCUGAAAAGGCUGGUGAUUGACUACAUUGACGAGGAUGAUGAACAAGAGGAAGACGACGGCAGCGAGAAUGUCGAUGGCGGCAAGCCGUCCUCUGCGGGACGGAAGCCGGCGGAGAAGAAGUUCACCAUCGCCGGGCAGUCGGCCCUGUUCAUUGGCACGAGGGGGUCCAUCCGGCCCGUCUUCAGCGGCGAUGCCUUGCCUCCUCGCCGUGUCCUUCCGAAGAGGAGCACCUCUGACAGUGGGCGGUCCCUGGAUCGUUUCCACGUGUGUCCCCUGCUUUUUCGGGAGAUGAUGGGAGCAGUCAGCGCUUUCGGGCGAGGCUACUUGCCCACCUCCCGCCCAGUGUACCGAUAUAUGUUCCUGUGCCCCGGCCGGGCUCAAAUUCUGGCGCAGUCAAUCACUACCGGGGUCUGCUAUUUCAACAUGCGGGCUCAGGAGAAAGGACAUGUAUAGUCUACAUCCGGUUUUUUGAAGUUGGGUAAUCGUACAGGCAAGAACUCCACUGUCCACGGCGGCAGUAUCGUGUUUGGAUACUUUGCAAAUCGUCCCAAUGUUUGUAUUAGAAGUAUACUAUUUUAGAUACUUAAGUACUAAAUUGCAGAGAGCUGAUGACGCGUUUACAUCUUGAUUUUAGGAUGCUUUCAGCUUUUUUUUUGCUUUCGUUGUGUGUUUUGUUGCCCGUUCUAAUCCAAUACAAGAUUUCGGCGCGUCAAUAUCCACAAGUGUUGGGAACAUUGGCACAACAGCAUUAUUGCGCACCUUCUACCACGCGUGUUCAACAUAUGACAGUGGUGUACGGCAUCAACCGGCCUGCAGAUAGAUCACAUCCUGCAGAAAUGUCACAUCCGUACAUUCGCCGUGCAUACGGUGCGUCGGUGAUCUACAGCACAAACCGUCAUUUGCAAGCAUGAACACGUGUCUGUAUGGUACACCUCCAUCACAAACCGUCCUUCGUGCGUAGGGAUAUGUGUCUGUAUUACACGCCAGCGGUAUGUCAUCGUGGCAAGUUGUUCAACGGAAUCGCCCUUCAACCCGAAUCUCACCGGAUGUUUAUCCAAUCAGAUGAUCAAACACAUCAUUUCAAAAAGAGUAGUGGCCAAAAUCGGGAACACCCGGCCCCAAUCCGGCCAUUAUCGGGUACACUUGUUUUACACAGUCGGCAGCGCGCUACUGGCGCCAUUUGAUUGGCCGACGCCUGCCCCUACCCGGCCUUGACCCUGUUCCCACCGGGGGUACCCGAUCUUACUCUCGUCUACCCGAAAAUGACUGGGCUAUUCGACCAACAGUCCACCAGCAGACCACGCUCACGAACACACGUCACCAACACCCCACACUCGAGUUCCGACGCUUGCGACGGCGGGCGGAGGCGGACCUAA